ACAUGCAGCGUCAGAGCAUAGCAGGUCUUUAUUUUGCUUCCUGCAACCUAGUCAAUCCUCUCCAGACCCGGGUCAAGGUGUACUUUGCUGAGGUAGAAGUCACUCUUACAAAGAUAACCGAACACUGGAUUCUGAGUGGUAAGGUUACCGACCAAGAGACCCUGGAGGGGUUGCAGCUGCUUCGCGAGCUGUGGAAGGACUUAUGCAUCGUUGAAGGCAAGCGGUCUCUCCCCGACAGACCGACUCAGCCUGGAGAUCCAGAAACACGUAUGCCAUGUCUGCUAAACUAUGAGAUGAGUCCGGGGAAACCUCACCCCAAGCCGAAGUUAUACUACCCUCUCACGGGGAUCCGGAAAUGAGAAUCGCCAACGCGUUGACUGCCUUCUUUCAGCGUCAUAGUAUGCACAAUCAGUCUGCUGCCUACACCAAUAAUCUCAAGUUUUACUAUCCUGGCAAGGAUUUGGACGUUGCGACGGACCAUCAGGCCUGGCUUUCAUUUUCUUAUACGAAAGAAAAAGGGACCGUAUCUCACCACGUAUUACCAUUAGGACUUGCCAGAGGAGGCGGAGGACUCGUAAUCCUCGAGGCUGUGUGUCUGAGGAGCUUGUUGAAAGGAUUGGCCGUGUACGUUGUUGUCGGUGCCCGCAUGUGCUUACAGAAUCCCCGGGGGACGUAAGGGACUCGGUCGGAAGCACAGUGUCUUGUGAAUCCAACAGUUUCCUUUGUAUCCUGC
This is a messenger RNA of Aspergillus eucalypticola CBS 122712, 733 nucleotides long. RefSeq lists its product as uncharacterized. Gene Ontology annotation, biological process: alkaloid metabolic process. Lineage: Eukaryota; Fungi; Ascomycota; Eurotiomycetes; Eurotiales; Aspergillaceae. The transcript is spliced from 2 exons. The annotation marks the transcript as partial. The record is from RefSeq and is a predicted model, not a curated record. Gene Ontology annotation, molecular function: transferase activity, transferring alkyl or aryl (other than methyl) groups.